CAACGUAGUUACGACAUGUAACUUCUUAUCACUAUUUGCGUGAUAUGUUAAUAAAGUUGUUGUAUUGUUGAUGACUUCACAGAAACUCCUUACUUGUGGCUUAUCAUUAAAAUGGAGAUUUUCCAAAACUUCAGACGUUGCGUUCUAAGAUCGCAAAUCGUGAUUUCAAAAUUGAAAUACUCAACGAAAUUAGAUGGACUACUUAAUGACGUUCAUGUUUUGGACUUAAGUCGUAUAGUAGCUGGUCCGUUUUGUACUAUGACCUUGGGCGAUUUAGGCGCGAAUGUAAUAAAAGUGGAAAGCCUAAGCGGAGACGAGGCCCGAAAAUGGGGCCCCCCUUUUAUGAAGGACUGCGGGGAUUCUUAUUAUUUUCAAUCUGUGAAUAGGAAUAAGAAAAGCAUUUGUAUUGACUUCAAGUCACAGGAAGGAAAGAAAAUAAUAUAUGAUCUAGCAAAGAAAUGUGAUGUGCUAGUAGAGAACUUCAUUCCUGGGAAACUGGACCAGAUGGAUGUAGGAUAUGAAAAGCUUAAAACUGUCAACCCUAAGCUUAUAUACUGUGCUAUCACAGGUUUUGGACCUAGAGGACCAUAUACAAAAAAACCUGGAUAUGAUGUAAUAGCAGCAGCUAUGGGUGGACUGCUACACACUACAGGUGAACGCAAUGGGAACCCAGUAAAAACAGGUGUAGCAAUCACUGACAUUACAACUGGCCUGCAUGCCUUCGGAGCGAUCAUGGCGGCAUUAUACCACCGUAAUAGCACUGGCCGUGGUCAAAAGAUUGACUGUAAUUUACUCUCCACUCAGAUAUCAAGUAUGAUCAAUAUAGCCACAAUUUAUUUGAACUGUGGUGUUGAGGGUCAACGUUGGGGAACGGCACAUGCUAAUCUGGUCCCUUACCAGGCUUUCAAAACUAAAGAUGGUUAUAUGGUUAUUGGUACAGGAUCGAAUCCACAAUUUGCUGACUUCUGUAAGCUCAUAAAUCGUGAAGAUCUUAUAACCGAUGAAAGGUUCAAGGAUAAUUCUAAUAGAGUGGAAAAUAGAGAUGAAAUUAUCAAAAUCAUUAGUGAUGUUAUCAUUACAAAGACAAGCAGAGAAUGGAGUGCUUUAUUUAAAGAUGCAACCUUUCCCAAUGGACCAAUUAAUACUAUGAAAGAUGUCUUUGAUGAUGAGCAUGUAAAAGAAAUAGGAUUGGUUAAAGAAUUACAGCACACAAGUGCAGGGACUCUGAAGGUAGUUGGUCCUCCAACAGAGUUUAGCGAAGGUGGUAACUUAGCCCGUACUGCACCCCCUACAUUGGGCCAACAUACAACAGACAUUCUAUCCGAUUUCCUUGGUUACCAUGAGAGUAAAAUUCAAGGAUUAUUCGAAAAGAACAUCAUUAGAUAAUGCUUCUCUUAUUUGUUAUCUGUUUCAGUUCUGAUAAUUUGUAAUCUUCAUACUUGUUUUCAACAAAGAUGUUACACAAUGAAAGUAGUUUAUCUUAUUUAAUGCAAUAAAAAUGUUUAUUUUGUGA
Messenger RNA from Bombyx mori (domestic silkworm), 1513 nucleotides. Its product is annotated as dermal papilla derived protein 13. The record is from RefSeq and is marked provisional. Gene Ontology annotation, molecular function: catalytic activity. NCBI's taxonomy places the organism in Eukaryota, Metazoa, Arthropoda, Insecta, Lepidoptera, Bombycidae.